AUCACUACUGCGCGUGCGCGGUCGUCAAACAACCAAGAUGGCGGCGAGUAACGGCGGAGGAAUGGAGGUGGACGCGACAGCGAGCCCCAGUGUGAUGGCGUCUGGAGUCACGGGGAGUGUGUCUGUAGCUCUGCAUCCGCUCGUGAUCCUGAAUAUCUCCGAUCACUGGAUCCGGAUCCGCUCGCAGGAGGGACGAGCCAUGCAGGUCGUCGGCGCUCUGAUUGGUAAACAGGAGGGCAGGAACAUCGAGGUGAUGAACUCGUUUGAGCUGCUGUUUCAGACCGUAGAGGAUCAGAUUCACAUCGAUAAAGAGUAUUACUACAUUAAAGAAGAGCAGUUCAAGCAGGUUUUUAAGGACAUGGAGUUUCUGGGCUGGUACACGACUGGCGGCACUCCGGACCAAUCAGAUAUCCACAUUCAUAAGCAGGUGUGUGAGAUCAUCGAGAGUCCACUGUUCCUGAAGCUUAACCCCAUGACCAAACACACCGAUCUGCCAGUCAGUGUGUAUGAAUCUGUGAUUGACAUCAUCAGCGGAGAGGCCACUAUGCUGUUUGCUGAGCUGCCGUACACACUAGCGACAGAAGAAGCAGAGCGCAUCGGAGUCGAUCACGUCGCACGGAUGAUGGCCAUCGGGACGGGAGAGAACUCCACCGUGGCGGAGCAUCUGAUCGCUCAGCACAGUGCUAUAAAGAUGCUGCACAGCCGCGUGAAGGUCAUUCUGGAGUACGUCAAAGCAGUGCAGGCAGGUGAGGUCCCGUUCAAUCAUGAGAUCCUGCGGGAGGCGAACGCUCUCUGUCACCGUCUGCCGGUUCUCAACACGCUCAAGUUCAAGACAGACUUCUAUGACCAAUGUAAUGACGUGGGUCUGAUGGCGUAUCUGGGGACCAUCACCAAAACCUGCAACAGCAUGAACCAGUUCAUCAACAAGUUCAACGUUCUGUACGACAGGCAGGGCAUCGGCCGGCGCAUGAGGGGCCUGUUCUUCUGAAACCCCUCAGUCUUAUCUUUCUGACCGUCAUCGCUGUAAAUACAAGGAACGUGAUGUCUUUGGUUAACUUUACUGUUGCAUGUACAGAUAUCACACACAACCCUCCUGUAACUGAGUCAGGUUUAUUUCUAUAGCGCUUUAUAAUUUACUGAUUCCUGUUUAUUACUGUGAAACUAUCAUUUCGACUUCCUUUAUGAAACAACCCUACAGAAUACAGUUUUCUUAUCGGGUUAAGUAUUCAUUUUUUUCUGAGAAAUUUUUCAAGAGGUUGAAAUAAAAUCACAUCUUUACUCACACAGAUCAUCUGAAGGAACAAACAUGUUCAUAAUUUGUUUAUGCUUAUUUUUAUUUUUUUAUAUGUACCUGUUGUUUUUCAGUGUAAAAGUGAUUUAUUGGCCAUUAAAAAAAUAACUGGA
This is a messenger RNA of Carassius gibelio (silver crucian carp), 1404 nucleotides long. It is a transcript of the gene cops6, whose product is annotated as COP9 signalosome subunit 6. Gene Ontology annotation, molecular function: protein binding; metallopeptidase activity. NCBI's taxonomy places the organism in Eukaryota, Metazoa, Chordata, Actinopteri, Cypriniformes, Cyprinidae. The record is from RefSeq and is a predicted model, not a curated record. Gene Ontology annotation, biological process: protein deneddylation. The transcript has 10 exons. The coding region runs from base 38 to 988 and encodes 316 amino acids. Gene Ontology annotation, cellular component: COP9 signalosome.